UAGUGAGGUGGCCUUUGACAUUCCACUGACGUUUAGCAAUUGCGGUGUAUAAUGUCGGAGGUACAGAUGUUAUUAAUUAUGUGAUUUUUUAACAGAAACACAGCCGCAAUUCGCUUGAUUAACAUUCCUACACACAGUACAAUAUAUAAACUGGUUGGAAUAUUAUUUUCUUUAAUCCCACUUACAAUGACACAUUCAUAAAAUCGGUUUUAAAAGAUCGGUUCAGGAUUUUAAAGAUAUACUGGCAAAACUUAAAUUUGCUCCGAAUCUAGAUUUCCCCCAAGAACAGAGCAUUACCAGCUUUACAUUGUUAUCUUCUGAGAUCUCCGAUUACGGUAAUAAUGGGAUUUUAAAACCAUGAGGAGUUUCAAAAUUUCCCUGCAGUAAAAGGUAGUAACCCUCCCGAGGCGAUGUCACGUAUCACAACCCCUUUCUAAUUAAUCUAAACUACAUUCAGGCUCGUGACACACCAGUGAAUCAGUGCUAAUUAUUAAUGUUGUAGGAUCUGAAGAUUGUGAAAAACAGGAAAUUGAAAUUUCCAAAUUACUCAAGAAUAGCAUGGGAGAAGUCAGUGAAAACCCAUUGCAAAUGUCUGAUAUACAGGAAAAAUCCAGCUUAGAAUACGAAAUUCGCGCCAAAAGUGAUCUCAAGAAUCACAAGCAAUCUCCAAAAAAUGAUCAAUCUAUUAGGUCAGAAAUACUCCACUAUCAAAAAUUAUUGUCUGACUAUGAGAAGACAAUAUCUAGCCAGUGUACGGAGUUAGAAAAGUUGAAACAGGAACAUGAAACGACGAGUAGGCACUUUGCCACACUGGAAUUGGCUUUUUCGGAUGUCUUACAAAAAUACGACCGAAGUAAAAUGAUAGUUGCCGGCUUUAAAAGUAACGAGGACGCCUUAACACAGAAUCUCCAAAUCGCCGAAGAAAAGUUAAAACAAAAUGAGGCAAAAUACGAGUCCCUAAAAACAUACGCAAAAUCUCAAAUUGAAAAGUGUAAUGUAGAAAUAUUAAAUGUUAGGGAUAAGUAUGAAUUCGAAAGUAGCAAGUUACGAGCGUUGAUUAAACGGCUGGAGAUAAAAUGUUCCUCGUUAGAAACAUCGUUAAAUCAAAAAACUGAAGAGUGUGACCAGUUGUCAGCAUUGUGUGAUGAUAUCACAGGGAAGCAGGUAUAAGUAAGCAUUUUCAUGGCCAUAAAAAUGUCAUUUGGUUUUUUGACUCACUAAUUUAUUGCUCUUGUUCUAUUUCAUGCGUUUUAAGGCAAGUAGGUACUUACAUAACAUUUUAAAUACGUUCAAAAUAAAUUAAUUUGACUAAUUGAUUACAAGAUUACAGUAUUACUUUAACGUGUUUAAAUUGACUAUCACAAAGUCGCAUUCAUAAUUCUAUCAGUUUACAGAUAAAGUCUUGUUAUCGUCUAAUUGAAUCGAGUUAAUAUUAAUAAAUGCCUUAUUCAAAUUGACAUUUUUCUGGUUUGGCUCAUCCAAAUAUAAUUUGUUUUGUGAUUGUUAUAUUUAGACAAUUAUUUUUGCAUCAUAAUUUUUAUAUUUUCUUAUUUACAUUUUGUAUUGUUGUUAAUUUAUAUUUUUAUAACGAUUUUUUCCGAUGUAACAUAUUAACUUACUAGGCGUAAGUAUAUAGUAUAGACAUAUUUAUUCUAUUCAUGCCUGUAACUUAUGAACUCAUUUGAAUUCGUCAUUCGCUAUUUAUGUAUGUGUAUAAGAAAUUUUGAGUAAUUCGCCUCUCUUCAGUUUUACAACGGUCGAAGCUAGGAGGAAUCGCUAUGCUAAUUGAGAUUAUUUAUUUUAUCUUCCAGACAAAGUUUACUUUUUUUCAAAUAAAAUUCACAUAUUUUUUGUGUGGAUUGUUCCUUUUUAUUAUUCGUAUCCGCUAUUGUUUUUUUGCAAUUGUAGAAAGUCUGUUUUAAACAUUUUAAUUAGCAUAGCCUAUAAUUGAGUUUACAUAUUUUAUUACGUUGUGUUCAUUUGAACUAGUUGUGUAUUUCGAAUAUUAGCGUUUAUCACUUUUUAAACAAAUGCAAUUAAGCUGUAAAAAUAUUAUUGACUUACAUUGUGAGCAUCCAACUUAGAUAUAGCAGCCCUUGUAACUGCAUUAAUUACUGUUAAAACUUAAAUUGUGGUUCUGCUUAUUUUAAGGUGAGAUGAACUUAAUAAAUAAAACAUGGUGUAAAUAUUUGGCUAUGGUAACUGAUUUUUUUAACAAAUUUGCACGUUUAAUGAAAUCACUUGAUCGGGUUAUAGUUUCAUAUCGUACAUCUUUCGAAUUAUUCGCCCAAUCUUACUGCUAAUUCGAAAAUUUUCGGUGAUUUUGCUAGUUUUGUUGUAGUUCUUUGGCAUAUCAGCAAGACUAUUGAGUAAUAUGAACAUAUUGUUUAAAUUAAUAAAUCUGUUAAUGCAACCACUAUAGACCCCUAUUAAAAUUAAGGUCUCUACGAAAUAGUGCUUCCUUUGAAAAGGUAUCUGGAUACAAGGUGACGAGUGUGUAUUAACCAAAUACAAAUGCAAGUUAAAAUACAUUGAUUUAUGUCACAUUUCCCAACAAAUUCAGCUUUUGUUGGGGUAUAUUUUCGUUAAAUGUAGACAGUUUUGUAAAAAGUAUCUAGUCUUAUAUUUUUCCUGUGAACAAUGUAAAUGUCGCAUGUUUGGAGAUGUUGCAUGAAUAUGCACCGUCUACAAUCUUGCGUAUUUAACUUAUUUUUAUGUCCUACAACUUAACGUAACAUAUUAAACAAAUUUUUAGUGUUCUCCACCGUGUAUAUUUUUAACUUGAGGUAUUUUAGAAUUUCUAAUAUUUAAGAUUAAAGAACUAGGUGCUAAUUUAGUAAGUACAUAUAGAAGGCUAUAUUUUCUGACAGAACAUCAUUAAUAAAAAUACGCUAGUCCAAUGUAUAGACAAAUCGUCAUCAACUCCUCACUAUUUUUGAGUCUCUGGUCUCUUCGUUUGAAUGAGACUACAUUAUUUAGAUUAGAUCCACAUUUAUAACAAUGUACUAGUCUGGUAUAUGUAUUUGUUUUAUAUUUUGUCCAAAUACGGUCUGUUACUAUUGUGUAUCACGGCCUUGCAAUAAAAUUUCUUUCUGUC
Dendroctonus ponderosae (mountain pine beetle) is the source of this 3097-nucleotide messenger RNA. It is a transcript of the gene tacc, whose product is annotated as transforming acidic coiled-coil-containing protein 1. Bases 559 to 1170 code for a protein of 203 amino acids. The transcript is spliced from 6 exons. Gene Ontology annotation, biological process: cell population proliferation; mitotic spindle organization. Gene Ontology annotation, cellular component: cytoplasm. NCBI's taxonomy places the organism in Eukaryota, Metazoa, Arthropoda, Insecta, Coleoptera, Curculionidae. The record is from RefSeq and is a predicted model, not a curated record.